AUGGAAGUACAGCAAGCAAUACGUGAUCUCAUUGAACAUGUCCAGCUACUGCAGCGAAAGGCGAGGCCGAUGGAGCGUCAGAUUCUCCGAAACACUACGGAACUACUGGAGUUGUGCGCAGCAGUCCAGCCUCAGGCUUGCGUUAUAGAAUUACUCCGAGUCGAAAUUGGCCAGCAGAGGUGCUGGGUCAUGGACUACCUAAAGCAACAGGGAGCCUGCCAAGAAGUCACUUUCCUUUUUGAUGGACUCACAAAAACUUCAGAAGAUGACGAAACACUCCUCCUGAGAUACUGCCAAGAGACCUUAGAGGGGGCCAGGGCUAUAGCGCUCGGAUUAGGUAUUGCCCUAUCACCCCAAGCGUGGAAAAUCAGGCACCGUAAGAAGCCUGUUGCAUGUUCAAAUGGACGGAGCCAUACCAAGGGCAAGGAUAUCAAUUCUGCUCCAGUAGCAGCAAUGCUCCCGAUAGACCAUUCUCCAGGAGAUUCCACAGUUCUCGAAAGGCUCUACAACCAAUCCUGGUAUUACUAG
Messenger RNA from Fusarium redolens, 528 nucleotides. RefSeq lists its product as uncharacterized. Bases 1 to 528 code for a protein of 175 amino acids. The transcript has a single exon. NCBI's taxonomy places the organism in Eukaryota, Fungi, Ascomycota, Sordariomycetes, Hypocreales, Nectriaceae. The record is from RefSeq and is a predicted model, not a curated record.